Messenger RNA from Nycticebus coucang (slow loris), 2432 nucleotides. It is a transcript of the gene INTS11, whose product is annotated as integrator complex subunit 11. Gene Ontology annotation, biological process: snRNA processing. Gene Ontology annotation, cellular component: nucleus. The record is from RefSeq and is a predicted model, not a curated record. NCBI's taxonomy places the organism in Eukaryota, Metazoa, Chordata, Mammalia, Primates, Lorisidae. Bases 143 to 1933 code for a protein of 596 amino acids. The transcript has 17 exons.
UACGCCUGCGCAGUGCGCCACCGCGCGAACUUAGUGCAGCGGGGUCGCGGGGUCCGGGUGCGCAGGGGGUGGUCCUCCGGCUUUCUCUGCUGGCCACACACUAGAGUGGAGGAGAGGCGCUGAGGGCGGUCUUGCUGCGGCAAUGCCUGAAAUCAGAGUCACUCCCCUGGGAGCUGGCCAAGAUGUGGGCCGAAGCUGCAUCCUGGUCUCCAUCGCGGGCAAGAAUGUCAUGCUGGACUGCGGCAUGCACAUGGGCUUCAGUGACGACAGGCGUUUCCCCGACUUUUCCUACAUCACCCAGAGUGGCCGGCUGACAGACUUCCUGGAUUGUGUAAUCAUCAGUCACUUCCACCUGGACCACUGCGGGGCGCUGCCCUACUUCAGUGAGAUGGUGGGCUACGAUGGGCCCAUCUACAUGACCCACCCCACCCAGGCCAUCUGCCCCAUCCUGCUGGAGGACUACCGCAAGAUUGCUGUGGACAAGAAAGGCGAGGCCAACUUCUUCACCUCCCAGAUGAUCAAGGACUGCAUGAAGAAGGUGGUAGCUGUCCACCUGCACCAGACGGUCCAGGUGGACGAUGAGCUGGAAAUCAAGGCCUACUAUGCGGGUCAUGUGCUGGGGGCAGCUAUGUUCCAGAUCAAAGUGGGGUCAGAGUCGGUGGUCUACACGGGUGAUUAUAACAUGACCCCAGACCGACACUUGGGAGCUGCAUGGAUUGAUAAGUGCCGCCCCAACCUGCUCAUCACCGAGUCCACGUAUGCCACAACCAUCCGGGACUCCAAGCGCUGCCGGGAGCGAGACUUUCUGAAGAAAGUCCACGAGACUGUGGAGCGUGGAGGGAAGGUGCUGAUCCCUGUCUUUGCUCUGGGCCGAGCACAGGAGCUGUGCAUCCUGCUGGAGACUUUCUGGGAGCGCAUGAACCUAAAGGUCCCCAUCUACUUCUCCACGGGGCUGACGGAGAAGGCCAACCACUACUAUAAGCUCUUCAUCACUUGGACCAACCAAAAGAUCCGCAAGACCUUUGUCCAGAGAAACAUGUUUGAGUUUAAGCACAUCAAAGCCUUCGACCGGGCAUUUGCAGACAACCCAGGUCCAAUGGUCGUGUUUGCCACACCAGGGAUGCUGCACGCAGGCCAAUCCCUGCAAAUCUUCCGGAAGUGGGCAGGGAAUGAGAAGAACAUGGUCAUCAUGCCUGGCUACUGUGUGCAGGGCACAGUGGGCCACAAGAUUCUCAGUGGGCAGCGAAAACUGGAGAUGGAAGGGCGGCAGGUGCUGGAGGUGAAGAUGCAGGUGGAAUACAUGUCGUUUAGCGCCCACGCAGACGCCAAGGGCAUCAUGCAGCUAGUAGGCCAGGCUGAGCCGCAGAGCGUGCUGCUUGUACAUGGUGAAGCCAAGAAGAUGGAGUUCCUGAAGCAGAAGAUAGAGCAGGAAUUCCGAGUCAGCUGCUACAUGCCAGCCAAUGGUGAGACGGUGGCACUGCCUACGAGCCCCAGCAUCCCUGGGGGAAUCUCAUUGGGGCUGCUGAAGCGGGAGAUGGCACAAGGGCUGCUUCCUGAGGCCAAGAGGCCCCGGCUACUACAUGGCACCCUGAUCAUGAAAGACAGUAACUUCCGGCUCGUAUCCUCAGAGCAAGCCCUUAAGGAACUGGGCCUGGCUGAGCACCAGCUACGCUUUACCUGUCGUGUGCACCUGCACGACUCUCGAAAGGAGCAGGAGACAGCCAUGCGUGUGUACAGCCACCUCAAGAGCGUCCUGAAGGACCACUGUGUGCAGCACCUCCCUGAUGGCUCUGUGACAGUUGAGUCCAUCCUCAUCCAGGCUGCUGCCCCCUCUGAGGACCCAGCUACCAAAGUGCUGCUGGUCUCCUGGACCUACCAGGAUGAGGAGCUGGGGAGCUACCUCACAUCACUGCUCAAGAAGGGCCUCCCCUAGACCUCCAGCUGAAGUCAGCCAGUCACCCAGGCCUGCUACCCCUGCCUUCUGAAUUUCUCCACUGCAGGAUUCACAUGCCCUGGGUGAAUGGAGCCCACAGCUGGGCCACAGUGUCACAUUCCUGCCAGAGCACCUGUUUCUGGCUGAAAAAAUAAAUGGGCCCUGGUACUCCUUGGUUUUUAUUCUUACUCUAAGGCCUUAAGAAGAUGGUAGGGUUAGGGGCUUCCAGGCAGCAAUUUCCAAUAAAAGCAAAAUCAGACGCCACUUGGUUUUCCCUUCCUUUUUUUUUUUACCCCCCAAAGAGAUGGAGUCUCACUUUGUCACCCUUGGUAGAAUGCUGUGGAAUCAAAGUUCACAGCAACCUCUAGCUCUUGAGCUUAGGCGGUUCUCUUGUCUUAAAGCCUCCAGAGUAGCUGGGACUACAUGUACCUGCCACAAGACCUGGCUAUUUUUUUGUUGCAGUUUGGCUGGGGCCGGGUUCAAACCCGCCACGUUCAGU